CGAAAUCAAUCUGUCUGACGUGGAAUAUCUGUGGAAACAGUGAAAUACACAAAUUAUUUCUUAGUUUAAAGAGUUAAUAAAAUUUUAUUCGAAACUUAGACCUAAACAAAAAUGAAUUAUGGAAUAAAUCAACAGUAUCCGCCGCAACAGUUACCACCGGGUGGAGUAUCAAAUAUGGGGUCACAAAUGACAAGUACACCAAAUUUAAAUAAUCCAUCCUUAGUUCAGCAAGGUUCUAAUUAUGGAAGUGGACAAUUACCUAAAACACCUUUUACAAACAACAUUCCGUUGAAUUCGCAAUUAAAUGGACCCGGUAGCAUUUCACAGCACUAUUCUCAAUCAUCGCACCAGCCAAAUUCAACUCCAACUCAGCAACAAAAUGCACAGCAAAAUCCGAGUACGAUUUUACCCCCACCACCUGGAAGUUUAAAGCAACCAAAUUUAGAAAAUAAUAACGUAAUUACUUCUAAUCAGCCUCAAACAUUGCAAAAUGGUCAGCAGGGUAACUACUAUAAUAAUUUAAAUACAAUGGGUCAGCCAACGAAUGCGCCUUCAUCCCAAUUACAUCAAAAUAUUGCUACACGACCGAAUCAAAAUAUAAUGACAGGUCAACACAUUCAACAAUUAAAUACUUCAAAGGUCAGUCAACCGGGCUCUUUACCACCCACUCAAUCGACUCAUCAAAAUUCAAUGAUACCUCCGUCGUCUCAACAACAGUUCAUCAAUUCAAAUCAGCAGCAAGUAUAUCAACAAAAUACGAGACCUCAAUUACCUCCACAAACAAGUUUACCCCCAAUGUCACUUCCCCAAUCAACACCAAACACUGGAAUGCCUUCGAACUCUCAACCAAUUCAUCAAAUGGCUCAACCAGGAAUGCCUUCUUUAUCUCAAGCUGGUAUGCCUCCUAAGCCGCAAGGCAGUACUUCAAGUAUUCCGCAACCAAUGUUGCAACCGAUGCCUCAAUCUAACGUUCCACUAAUGAAUCAGCAAGGAGGAGCAAUUCCUGCACCAUUACAAUCACCAAUGCAACCAAUUUUGCCUCCGGGUGUAUCUCCAAUGUCAUUUCAACAAGGUAUGUCCCAGCAAUAUCAAAACACUAAUAUGAUAAAUCAGCAGCAGCCGUAUUUGAAUCAACAACAGUUGCCCAAUCAAGGUAGUAUGACAUAUCCUAGUGGGCCUGGAAUGCCACCACCUGGAAUGCAGCAAAGAGGGCAAAUGGGUCAAAUAGGUAGACCAGGGCAACAACCGCAAUAUAAUAUGUUUCCACAACAAAUGGCUCAGCAGCAGCCACAACAACAAAGGCGUUUAGAUCCUGAUCAAAUGCCAAAUCCAAUACAAGUAAUGUCUGAAAAUCAAAAAACUUCUGGCGGAAUUUUUGCAACAAAUAAUGCAGGUAUGUUACCACCUUUAGUUACAACCAAAUUUAUCACGCAAGAUCAAGGAAAUUCAAGUCCAAGGUUUAUUCGGUCAUCAAUUUAUUAUGUCCCAGCUACCUCAGAGAUUUUGAAGGCCACUUCAUUGCCAUUUACAUUAAUUUUAUCGCCAUUUGCUAAUGCAGUUGAAAAUGAAAUGUCUCCACCAAUAGUUGAUUUUGGAGAGCUCGGCCCUGUUCGCUGUAUAAGAUGUAAGGCUUAUAUGUCGCCGAAUAUGCAAUUUAUAGAUGCGGGAAGACGUUUUCAAUGCGUACUGUGCAAGGCAACAACGGAAGUUCCUUCCGAAUAUUUUCAACACUUAGAUCAUACAGGACAACGACUUGACAAAUACGAAAGACCGGAGUUGGUACUUGGCACAUAUGAGUUUGUGGCUACAAAAGAUUAUUGCCGUGAAAAUACUUUCCCAAAUCCUCCGGCUUAUAUUUUUGUUAUCGAUGUAUCCUACAAUAACGUUAAAAAUGGGUUGGUAAAAUUACUAUGCAAUGAGAUUAAAGCAAUUUUAAAACACUUGCCUGUGGACGAAGGCCAUGAGAAAAGUAAAAUAAAAGUAGGGUUUAUAACUUAUAAUAGCGUUGUUCAUUUCUAUAACAUUAAAAGUACUUUAACACAACCACAAAUGAUGAUUGUUGGAGAUGCUAAAGAAAUGUUUAUGCCGUUAUUAGAUGGAUUUUUGUGUGAUCCAGAAGAGUCAUCUUUACAAAUCGAUUCUUUGUUAGAGAAAAUAUCAACAAUGUUUGAGAAUACUAAGGAAACCGAAUGCAUAUUAUAUCCUGCUGUGCAAGCUGGUAUCGAAGCUUUAAAAGCAUCAAAAUGUCCAGGUAAAUUAUUUGUCUUCCAAUCGUCACUUCCUAUUUCAGAUGUGCCUGGAAAGUUGAAGAAUCGAGAUGAUAGAAAACUAUUAGGAACCGAAAAGGAAAAGUCGGUUCUGUCAGCUCAGAAUACUGCAUAUGCGGAAUUAGCUAGAGAUGCUGUUCAAGUUGGUUGUUCCAUUGAUUUAUUCAUUUUCAAUAAUUCAUACAUUGACUUAGCAACAAUAGGUCAGCUCUCAAGAUUUACUGGAGGUGAAGUUUAUAAGUACACAUACUUUCAAGCUGAUAUAGAUGGACAACGUUUGAUUAAAGACUUAGUCCAUAACAUUUCAAGAGCUACAGCCUUUGAUGCUGUUAUGCGUGUUAGGACUUCUACAGGUGUUCGACCAACUGAAUUUUAUGGUCAUUAUUUUAUGACAAAUACGACUGAUUUGGAAUUGGCAAGCAUAGACGCUGAAAAAUCAAUUGCCAUAGAAAUCAAACACGAUGAUAAAUUACCACCUGAUGAGAAUGUUUAUAUUCAAGUAGCUCUAUUGUAUACAUCUUGUAGUGGACAAAGAAGAUUACGAAUUAAUAAUGUGGCUCUACGUACAACAACAACCAUAGCAGAUGUAUUCAAAGCGUGUGAUUUAGACGCUACCAUAUUAUUUUUAGCUAAACAAUCAAUUAUAAAGUUAUUGGAACAUUCACCGAAAAUAGUAAAAGAUCAUUUAAUACAGGUUUCGGCACAAAUUUUAGCAUGCUAUCGAAAGCAUUGUACAUCACCAACCUCAGCUGGUCAAUUAAUAUUACCGGAAUGCUUAAAAUUAUUACCAUUAUAUAUAUCAUGUAUGUUGAAAAAUGAUGCAAUAUCAGGUGGUUCCGAUAUGACAUGUGAUGAUAGAUCAUACGUUAUGCAACAUGUUUUAUCAUUUGAUCUGCCUGCAAGUACAGCAUUCUUUUAUCCGCGUUUAAUGCCUAUACAUAAUAUAAACAUAGAAGAUAAAAAUUUACCAAGUCCAAUUAGAUGUAGUUAUGAAAAAAUGUCACCCGAUGGCGCAUAUAUAUUAGAAAAUGGCAUGUAUUUAUUUAUAUGGCUUGGUAAUAUGUUAUCCCCAGAAUUUUUAAAAGAUUUAUUCGGUGUUCAAACAAUACAUGAAGUUAGUCAAGAACGUUUAGGUUUCAGAAAUGAUACCGAACUAUCUUUACGUAUAUGGCAAGUAAUAGAUGAAAUUAUGAAUGAAAGAAAGAAAAGUAUGAAAAUAACCAUUAUUAAACAACAGGAUAAACUAGAAACAGUUUAUCGUCACUUUUUAGUUGAAGACCAUGGAUGUGACGGCACAUUAAGUUACGUUGAUUUCUUAUGUCAUAUGCAUAAGGAAAUAAAAGAAUUGCUUAAUUAAAAAAUAAAAAUAAAACAACGGAAAUGUUCAUAAUGAAAUCAUGAAAAAAAUUUCGAAAUUAUUUAAAUAAAAUAUAAACUGAUUAAAUUCGUAUGCAAUUAAAAUUACUAUGAUUAUUAUUAUUAUUAUAAUUAUAAAUUUCGAUUUAAUAUUCAAGGAAAGGAAGAUAAUUAAUUAUUUAAUUAGAAGAAAAUAAUAUUCUUUUUAAAAAAAAAUUAAAAAAAAAAAUUAAAACAAAAAAAAAAUCGAAAAAUGUUACAUGAAUAUGUUAUUAUAUAUCUAUCUAAAAAUCUUAAUAAAAACUAUAUUUUUUUUGUUUUUCAAAAACGAAA
Messenger RNA from Condylostylus longicornis, 3956 nucleotides. It is a transcript of the gene Sec24CD, whose product is annotated as protein transport protein Sec24C. Gene Ontology annotation, biological process: endoplasmic reticulum to Golgi vesicle-mediated transport; intracellular protein transport; COPII-coated vesicle cargo loading. Gene Ontology annotation, molecular function: SNARE binding; zinc ion binding. Gene Ontology annotation, cellular component: COPII vesicle coat; endoplasmic reticulum exit site. Lineage: Eukaryota; Metazoa; Arthropoda; Insecta; Diptera; Dolichopodidae. The coding region runs from base 112 to 3624 and encodes 1170 amino acids. The transcript has a single exon. The record is from RefSeq and is a predicted model, not a curated record.